CACAUCGACUUCGUCAAGCAGGGGGAAAAAAAAGUAGCAAAACCCCCUUUCGUCUAGAACUAUAUAUCCAGCUCCUCUGCAAGACCUAGCAAAAUCUCGAUUUAAAUCACGUACAAUGCUCUCUUUCCUCUACUCACUCUUCCAGAACUUCUUCAUACUCCCCUUCCACCUCCUGACCCUCAAUUACUUCAUCCAACCGCAACCAACACCCACCACACCCUCCAAAAUGAAAAACAUCGUCAUAAUCGGCGGCUCCUACGCGGGCCUGAGCACAGCACACCAAAUCCUAAAACAAACCUCCAAGUCGGCCUCGUCUCCAGCAAAAAUCACACUCAUUAGCCGGGACACGCAUCUCUAUUGGAAUCUCGCCGCCCCGCGCGCCGUGGCGAGUGCUGCAGAAGUUCCCGACGAGAAACUAUUCGUCCCUGUUGCGGAGGGGUUCAGGCAGUAUCCGAAGAAAGUGUUUGAGCUUGUCCUUGGGAGUGCGGUUGGGGUGGAUGUUGCGAGUAAGGAGGUAACUGUUGUUGCUGCUGUUGCAGGUGAGGAAGACGGUGGGAAGAAGAUCCACAUCAGCUACGACAUUCUCGUGUUAUGUACGGGCUCCGACACGAAAGUUGCCACGCCGUUCAAGUCGCGGGGGUCGACCGAGGCAACGAAGACCGCGCUGCACGAGUACCAGCGCCUUGUCCGGGCCGCGAAAAGCAUACUUGUUGUUGGAGCUGGACCAACGGGCGUGGAGACGGCGGGAGAGUUGGCGUUUGAGUUUGGGAGUGACAAGAAGAUUAUCUUGGCCUCAGCAACACCAACGAUCCUCCCCGGCCCCAACCGUCCACCAUCCGUCCCCAAAACCGCCGAAUCACAGCUGCGCGCCCUAAACGUCGACGUCCGCCUGAAUACAAAAGUUACAAACGAAACCAAACUCGCCGACGGUACCUGGAAGAUAACCCUAUCCAACGGUGAAGAACUAGUCGUCGACAUGUACAUCCCGACCUUCGGCGUGAAGCCCAAUACCUCGUUCCUCCCCGCCGAAAUCCUCGACGCCGACGGUUUUGUGCGGGUAGAUCAGUACUUGCGCGUCACGGGGACAAAAGACGUGUAUGCGAUCGGGGACGUCUCGAAUAUGCAGGCCCCACAGGCUUUCCAUGUCAAGGCGCAGACCAAGUACCUUGCGAAGAGUAUUGUUCUGGGUGUUGCGGGGAAGGGAGGUGCUGUGGGGGCGUAUAAGGCGUCAGCGUCUGAUGUGCUCGCUGUGCAGAUCGGGAAGAAGGCUGGGACUGGUCAUCUGGGGAGUAUGAAGCUGCCUAGCUUCAUGGUCGCGUAUGCACGCAGAACACUCUUUGUGGAGAAUGCUCCCAAGACUGUGGAUGGGUCGGCUUGAGAAGUAGGCUUCUCAUUGUGUUGGUAUUUCCUAGGCUAUUAAUAAUAUUAAAUCGUCAUUCAUAUCACAGGGACGGGAGCUCAGGGCUUGUAUGGUCUCAUCGUCAUGUACAAUUCUAGACGAGGAGCAGGUCACCACACCUCCGUAUCGCAUCGCCCCAUCCGAAACCCGGCGUCUGCCUUCCUAUCCACACUUCUUCAAGAGCAGGUAAUAUCCGACUCCUAUGUUUGAGUAAUGGCUGUAUCACCGGUGCAGCAGAGAGGACCGUCCGUAUAUACCCCUGCUCCCCAUCCUGUCGAGCAACACACCCAAUGAUAAAAAGAGGAGCAAUCAUUGCAGACAGAACAUUACACGGGACUUCAUUUCGAAGUAUCUGCAUAGCUUCGGAGAGGACACCGCCCAAGCGAUCUAACUCUUGAAAACCGUGGACGACAAGAUGCAGGUAGAUGAUGGCCAUGUGCGGGAAUACCAUUGCGGGAAUGAAAACUGAGAGAACGGAAGAUCCAGAUUUCGACUUCGUCGUUUCCUCGACGCCGGACUGGAUCUCCGCAUGGAUAGAGUCGUAUUCCUGGAGAAGCCGAGCGCGAUCAACCCGCAUGCCAAGCCGUUGAGCGUCGGCCAUGCGAGCAUGCAAAUCCGCCGUCCUCCCAAUUUGGAUGGCGAGCCAGUUUGGACAGCCGACGAUCUUCUCAAGCUUUGUCGGAGAGUGAGGGCGGAAAGUCUCGGAGUGCACUUGUAGGAGUGUCGGAGAUGCUCCCGAGGUAAUAGAUGCAAUCAGAUCAAGCCAGAUAAUCGUAGCUUCCAUGAAUCGAAACGUCACAACCUCUUGGACAAUCGUGGCGCCGUCGUCCGCGGGGUCGAAGUGGCCCAGAGGCAUGCCAUGCUGGAUUAGGGCUUUUGACUUUUGAGUCAGACCACAGUGGAGUAGUUCGUCCCUGCGGCCUUUCUGGAACAUGUCGACUGCUGCGUCGAGAUGGAUCAUCCAGGCUGAGCGGUCGCCGGCGAAGAGCUG
Aspergillus calidoustus is the source of this 2390-nucleotide messenger RNA. NCBI's taxonomy places the organism in Eukaryota, Fungi, Ascomycota, Eurotiomycetes, Eurotiales, Aspergillaceae. The record is from the annotation of a GenBank genome assembly.